CAUCCCCAUGUGAUGAUAGUGUGUUGAGUGAUAGGUGAUCUUGGUUGUUCGUAGAAAGUGAUCUUACACACAUAGGAGACUUGUUUGUUCAUGGAGAAAAGAUGACAUGACAUGUGUGAACGCGUCUGAUUGGUUAGCUGUUAGAAAUGAUUUCGGCUUUCUAGAUUCUCGUGGGAUGUCUUCUGUAAGAUUUGACUUAACCAAUGUCAUCAUUAGAUUAUACUUUUUCCUCUGCAUUAUUCAAUUGAUAAGCUCUUUCUCGUGACCAGUGCUUCAUAUGGUUAAGUCACAUGGGUGUUAGUCAUUGGUCACGUGCAUUAGGACCCACCAGUUGCAAUAUUUAGAAAGCUAGGAUCCAAAUAUGUUGUAGAUGAAGACAAACAGUUAACAGCUCUUAUCCUCUGUUAUUGGUAUUCACAUAGCUGCACAUUUAUUGAUAUCUCAACCAACUCCCAUUCUUUGCUCUAAAAUAGAGAUAGUGUUUUUUUUUUUUGGUAAGGAUUUAAGGAUCAAUGUAUCUGCAUUCACACAUUCAUUAGUCUUAUCUCUAUAAAUACCUGAACCCUUUUACUGCUACUCCCACUAUUAGUUGUAAAUUCAAAAACAUAGUUGUGUUUGGAAUCCAAAAUGGCAAGAAGUUUAGAGCUUUCUUUGAUUCUCUCUGUUCUGUAUCUGUCCACUGCAGCAGUAGCCAUGGCCAGAAACCUUGGAGAGGAAUCAAGUGGUGAUAUAGAAUUCAUUAAAACCUCUUGUAAGACAACGUCAUACCCGGACCUAUGCUUCCAGUCUCUAUCUUCAUAUGCAAGCGAGAUCAAGCAGCAGCCACGUAAGCUUGCUGAGACAGCGCUUGCCGUUAGUAUGGCCCGAGCAAAGUCAGCCAAAACCUAUGUCUCAGGGAUGAGUGACUAUAAGGGAAUCACAAAGAGGCAGCACGAAGCUGUAGAGGACUGUAUAGAGGAGAUGGGAGACACUGUUGACAGGUUGAGCAACUCGCUAAAGGAACUGAAGCAUCUGGAGGAAGGCGACAGCGGAGAAGACUUUUGGUUCUGUCUGAGCAAUGUCCGGACGUGGACAAGCGCAGCUCUGACAGAUGAGACCACGUGUCUUGAUGGGUUUGGAGGGAAAGCGAUGGAUGGUGAGCUAAAAAGCUUAAUCAGAACACACAUUGUGAGUGUGGCGGAAGAGACAAGCAAUGCCUUGGCUCUCAUCAAUGACUUUGCUUCCAAGCACUGAAAACAAUUUCAAAAGGGGCAGAGUUUUUCUCUUGGAUUUGGUUUAUAUUCGGAUUUGAAGAGAUGUGCUUUGGUUUGGUUCUUCGGUGUCAUUUCAGUUUUCUUGCCGCGUCGUUGUAUUAUCUACUACGGACUACGGGUCUUCAUAGUUGAAGGCAUUUGGUGUUGAUUUUUAUCAAUAUAUUAAAAUAGAAAAAAAAAUAUUUAUCUCAA
Camelina sativa (false flax) is the source of this 1445-nucleotide messenger RNA. The record is from RefSeq and is a predicted model, not a curated record. NCBI's taxonomy places the organism in Eukaryota, Viridiplantae, Streptophyta, Magnoliopsida, Brassicales, Brassicaceae.